UUUGUCGCUUGCCUACACUGAGCUCAAGCAUGCGGUAGUGAAGUGAAUUAAUUACACACUUUUCGGGUUUUCCAAACAAAAUUCGAGGUAGUGCAGUGUGCUUUAUGUAAUUUGAUGCAAUUGGUUUUUGCUACACCACACACUUCCACACACUCAUAAUGACUAACAGCCUAGAAAUAGAGUGUACCGCGCUGAAAGUAGCGCGUCAUAAAAUCGAACGCGUUGGUUGCGCAUAUUUUAACGCACGCCGCCAAAUUGGCGAUGCGAACGGCGUCGAGCGCAGUGACUCUGAUGAGAAAUUGGCGGGCGCUGGCGAGGAUGUCGACAUAAGCUACCUCAAGUCACUCGAUCCCAAAGAAUGGAAGGAUCAGGAUCAUUACAGUGUUCUUGGCCUUGGUAAAUUGAGAUACGAAGCGAGCGAUGAUGACAUUCGGAGGGCCUACAGACGAAUGGUGCUGCUGCAUCAUCCAGACAAACGGAAAGCCAAAGGCGAAGAGGUGAUUACCGAUGACGACUACUUUACAUGCAUAACAAAGGCCUACGAAAUACUUGGCACUUCAAAAACACGCCGUAGCUAUGACUCAGUGGAUCCUGAAUUUGACGACGCUUUUCCCACACAAACAGAUAUUGAUAGCAACUAUUUUGACUCGUUUAAUAAGUAUUUCAAUUUGAACGCUCGUUGGAGCGAAAAGUCGAAUGUACCGCCAUUUGGCCAGGUGGAUGCCAAGCGUGAGGAUGUCGAGCGGUUUUACAAUUUCUGGUACGAUUUCAAGUCAUGGCGCGAAUUCAGCUAUUUGGAUGAGGAAGACAAGGAGAAGGGCCAAGAUCGGGACGAGCGCCGUUGGAUCGAAAAGGAGAACAAGACGGCGCGCAUCAAGCGUAAAAAAGAAGAGAUGACUCGCAUUCGCGCCUUGGUCGACUUGGCUUAUAAUAACGAUAAGCGGAUUCAAAGAUUGAAGCAAGAGGAAAAGGAUCGUAAAGCGGCAGCCAAGCGGGCCAAAAUGGAUGCUGCUCAGGCCCAAAAGGCCGAGCAGGAUCGGGCAGUGCGCGAAGCGGCGUUGGCUAAGGAGAAGGCUGAAAAGGCCGAGCAGAAGCGCAUCGAACAGAUACGCAUUGAGCGCGAACAGCAGAAGAAGGUGCUGAAAAAGGAACGCAAGACGUUGCGCGACAAGGUUAAGGAUUGUAAGUACUAUGCCAAAAACGACAAGGACCAGCUGAAGCACAUGGAGGGCACUGAAAAGAUAUGCGAAACAUUCAGCUUAUCCGAGCUGCAGGCGCUAAACAAGGCCAUGGAGACGAAGGGCCGAGAGUCUUUCGUCGCAGCGCUGCAUGUCGCUGAGAAAAAGAUCGCUGCCGAGCUGGAGGAGCUCAACAUGGCGCAGCAAAAGAAACAAGCUAACAAUAUGCCUAAACCGGGCGUCAAGGAAGUGAAGAAAAGUGAACUCUGGAGCAAUGAAAAUGUACAGAUGCUGAUCAAAGCGGUCAAUCUAUUUCCCGCUGGCACUGCCCAGCGCUGGGAUGUGAUUGCCACUUUCAUCAAUCAGCAUUGCAGUGGAGGGUCUGGUCCAGUGACUGCACGCGACGUACUCAACAAGGCAAAGGCACUACAGAACAGUGAUCACUCCAAAAGCACUCUCAAGACACAAGCUAACGAAGGGGCUUUCCAAAGUUUUGAGAAAUCCAAAAAGGAAGUCCAGACAACGAACGAUAUUACGCUGGGUGAGUCGCCGGCUGAGAGUAAAGAGAACCACAAACAAAAUGGGGGCGACAAUGUGAACAAUCAGCAGCCGCAGCAGCAGCAACCACCCCAGCAGCAACAGCUGGAGCCAAAGCUAAAUGGUAAUGCUGGGUCGGGUCCAGCUUGCGCGCCUACACCCACACCGAGUACGAAUGGUAUCGCAUCGAAAACUUGGACUAAGGAGGAACAGGCUUUGUUGGAGCAGGCCAUCAAAACGUAUCCGACAACAACACCCGAUCGAUGGGAUUGCAUUGCAGCCUGCAUACCGAAUCGCAGUAAAAAGGAUUGCUUGCGGCGUGUCAAGGAGCUCGUCGAACUGGUCAACUCGAAGAAGGAGGCACAGGCAGCUGUCAAAUGAGUUGUGCCACAUGUGUUGCCUUACUCGUUCUCCUCUGCCCUAGCUGCUGUGUCCAAUAUACAUAUUUAAAUAAAUAAACCUAAAA
Molecule: messenger RNA, 2181 nt
Organism: Drosophila hydei
Lineage: Eukaryota; Metazoa; Arthropoda; Insecta; Diptera; Drosophilidae
Product: dnaJ homolog subfamily C member 2
Exons: 3
Coding region: 159-2096 (645 amino acids)
Biological process (GO): regulation of translational fidelity; 'de novo' cotranslational protein folding
Cellular component (GO): cytosol
Molecular function (GO): ribosome binding; Hsp70 protein binding
Source: RefSeq, a predicted model, not a curated record